AUGAUCUCCACACCAGCAUGUCUUGUGUUCCUGGCUAUAAUUUUAAGUAAGUAGAGUUUUUAGCAUCCCAAUUUCUUUGGAUUUGUGCUCAUUUCUUUCAAACAUCGUGGGAAUGUAGACACCCGCUUCAGCCCUUUGGGGUCCAUCUAAUUCAGGGCUGUAUAAUAUUAUCUCUGGAGGUUUCAGGAAGGGAUCUCUCUCUGUGCAACCAGGAAGUGUCAUUGUGGAAUGAACCUGAGACCUUCUGCAUGGAUGCUGUACCACAAAACUACAAUCCUUAAAUCAUUGCUUCUUCAGAAUUUGCACCAACUGUUGGGGCUGUUUUCACCGAUGGCUGCAUUCACCCAAGGAAUGGGGAAUCUGUUGUCUUCCAGAUGUUGUUGAACUACAACUUCAACCCUUGGUGGCCAUCUUCCAUGCUGGCCGGGUCUCGUGGGGGUUGACUCCAGCAACAUCCAUGGGAUCACCAGAUUCCUCACAACUGAUCUCUUCUUUGCUUGCCUUCCACCCCUUGUCUAAAAUACCUCUGAGACUUCAUAUGAGUUCAUCUUCUUGUCUAACUCAAUGUACUUGGUCGGGCAGAGAGACUAACAGUGCCUACAAAUAUCUAGCAUCUUGACCACUAAAACUCACCCAGUUCACCCCAUUAAUGUCUGCAACUUGAAACAAGCGUGCAGAAGACCACAGAAGAUCAAUGUAUGUUAACAUAGUUUCUUAACAUUGAUCGUUUUACAGUCUUUGCAGUCUGUUUGAAUGUAAACAAUGUAUGGAUUUGCACUGAGGGCCACAUUGAAGGCUCAUACCAAACUCAAUACGAGGCAGCUUGUUAGGUUUCUAAGAUAUGUUAGGUUUGUGGAGGGAGAAGGAGAAAAAUGUAAAGGGAAGGGCAGAGACAAUAAGGGUGCUCACACAUCACUUUCAAUGAGUGUACAAUCUUUGAACACAAAACAGUUGAACUGCACAAACCAAGAAGUGUACUUUCUAUCACACAAAGAGCUUGUAAACAUUCAGAGACAUCCUGGAUCUGUGUUCAGUGUAAAGCAGAAAGAAGCUUUAUAUUGCCUUUUCCUGAAAUGAAAAGGUUCAGAAAUAAAGGUGCAUAGGUUUGCAAGACCUUAAUGAAGCGAAACUGAAGGGGAAAUGUAGCACAACUCCUAUCCCCAAAUGCUUUUUUAAAAGAAGAUGCCAAGAAGUGGUCUGGGGUUGUCCACUGAUUUAUCAGCCAGUCCAGCUGCCCAUCUCACAUCUUACCUUUAUCUUCUCUGUAGAGGAGAGUAUUGAAGAAUCAGUAAAGCAAACAGAAGGCACUGUGACCAUCACCCAAGGGAAAAAAGUGACUCUGAACUGCACCUAUGACUUGUCAGGCGUCAUCUAUCCAUUCUGGUACAUUCAAGAUCCUGGCCAGCCUCCCAGGCUUUUCCUGAGGGAUUUUGGAAAAGAAGACUCUGAUGAGGGAAAUCUUCGAGACUUCAGUGCUGCCCACAAAAAGACUCCAAAGACCUUCAACCUGGAGAAAGCUGCCAGCCAGCUGAACGACUCUGCUGUCUAUUUCUGUGCCGUGACUGACACAGUGAGGCUGGCCAGUAGAGAAGCAGAACAAAAACAUACAAAGGGGAAAAACACAGGAGCAUUCAAAGGAAAUCCAGGGAUCCAAGAUGCAAUCCUGUGCUCAUAUCCUUGGAAGACCUCUGUAGCACUGGAGAACUUGCAUUAGAUCUGAUGGCAAAAGACAUGCUUAUAUUUACACACACACACCCCAAUUAGUUCUUGAAAACCAAGUGACCCAACAUGGGCAUUUGAUGUUUUGCUCACUCUCCCUUGCUCUCUUUAAAGCUCAAGAUCUGCACAUGCUCAAAGUCUAAUUGACAAAAUCAUUCAGAAUUUAAUGAAAGACAUAGAAGUAGGAAUGUUGCAGGGUGUGUGUGUGUGUUUCAGAGCUGGAUAACAUGAUAAAAACUUAGCUGUCAACCCUUCUUUCUUUUUCCUCAUGAAAUAAUUUUUAUUAUUUUAUUUUUAUUCAGACUUUUUAUAUACCACUUAACUAUGAUUAUUUCUAGGUGGACAAGAAAUAUGAUACAGAAAAAGUUCCAAAAAACUGAUUUCAGUUAAAACACUAGCUGGAAUAAGUGAAAUCUUCAUUAGGCUCCCGAAGUUCCACAGGGAUGGGUCCUGUCUGACUUCAGCUGGAAGACAGUUCUUUAAAAUUGGACCCAUAAUACUGAAUACACAGCUCCUGGUGGAUCUUUGUUGUGCAUCUGAGCCAGCAGGGACCACUGACAGUGGUCAACAACCUCAGUGAUCAGACAGAGAUCUACCGAAGAGGAAUCUUGGUAAACAUCAUGGCAUCUCAAAGCCAGCUAGGACCUCAGGACUGUCUGCUGUGUAGCACUGCUUCUCUGCUCCAGCCAAAAUAGAUCCCCCCAAAUUGGUGCACGAUAUUCUUCAUGUGGUUUCAAAUUAGGCUUAUGGGACAGGAUUUAUGGCAGUCGCUAGUGCUGCUGUUUAAAACAGCUAGGCAGCUUCUAAUUCCUUCUGCCAGAAUCACCCAGAAAUGUUGUUAUCUGGAGGCAGGCAAGAUGAAAUUUAAGGCUUGAACCUUCAUUGAUCAUGAACUCAUCCCUAUACCAGAGCUGUCAAAUUUCAUGUGUAUGGACUUUCUAAAUGGCUCUUUGUGAAUUUUGUUGCAGGUAACCCUGCAUGGGCUCAAGAGGUCAUCCAGCCAGGAUUGGCUACAGCACUUGACAGAAAACCAUACAACCUCAGCUGCAGCCUCUCUUCUGCGUCAAGUGAUAUGAUCCAGUGGUACCGGCAGUUCCCAGGAGAAGGACUUCAGUAUAUUGCUGGUGGAUAUCCAGGGAUUCCUGGUGAAGGGGCUGAUCCAAAGAGCACAGUGUAUGUUGGACAGGACAAGAAAUCCAACACACUUGUUCUCCAUCAGGUGAAGCUGGCAGAUGCUGCUGUCUACUACUGUGCUCUGAGUGACACAGUGUGUCAGCAAGGGACUUUCCCUGUGCAAAAACUCUUCUCAGUGUCUGAGCAGAGGAGGAGCUAA
This is a messenger RNA of Podarcis lilfordi (Lilford's wall lizard), 3052 nucleotides long. The record is from the annotation of a GenBank genome assembly. Lineage: Eukaryota; Metazoa; Chordata; Lepidosauria; Squamata; Lacertidae.